Messenger RNA from Panthera uncia (snow leopard), 928 nucleotides. It is a transcript of the gene LHFPL1, whose product is annotated as LHFPL tetraspan subfamily member 1. The transcript has 3 exons. Bases 1 to 663 code for a protein of 220 amino acids. Lineage: Eukaryota; Metazoa; Chordata; Mammalia; Carnivora; Felidae. The record is from RefSeq and is a predicted model, not a curated record. Gene Ontology annotation, cellular component: membrane.
AUGAGGAGCAGCCUGACCCUGGUGGGGACCCUCUGGGCCUUCCUGUCCCUUGGUACUGCUGUGGCCAGUUCUACCAGUUACUUCCUGCCUUACUGGCUCUUUGGAUCCCAGCUGGGGAAGCCAGUGUCAUUCAGCACAUUCCGGAGGUGCAACUACCCCGUGCGGGGAGAGGGGCACAGUCUGAUCAUGGUGGAAGAGUGUGGGCGCUAUGCCAGCUUCAGUGCCAUCCCAAGCCUGGCCUGGCAGAUGUGCACAGUGGUGACAGGUGCCGGCUGUGCUCUGCUGCUCCUCGUGGCACUGGCUGCUGUCCUGGGCUGCUGCAUGGAGGGGCUCAUCUCCAGAAUGAUGGGACGUUGCAUGGGAGCAGCACAGUUCGUGGGAGGGUUGCUGAUAAGCUCAGGCUGUGCAUUAUACCCCUUAGGAUGGAAUAGCCCGGAGAUAAUGCAAACAUGUGGGAAUGUCUCCAAUCAAUUUCAGUUAGGUACCUGUCGGCUUGGCUGGGCCUAUUACUGUGCUGGAGGUGCAGCAGCUGCAGCCAUGUUGAUCUGCACCUGGCUCUCUUGUUUUGCUGGAAGAAACCCCAAGCCUGUCAUGUUGGCGGAGAGCAUCAUGAGGAACACCAAUUCUUAUGCCAUGGAGCUUGACCACUGCCUCAAACCUUGAGUUUUGGCAGAAGAUUGGAAAGGGUGGGAAAGAGAAGGGAAGGGAGCCUUGAAAAGAGACACUAAGGGGCGCCUGGGUGGCUCAGUCGGUGAGGCGUCCGACUUCGGCUCGGGUCAUGAUCCCACAGUUCAUGAGUUCAAGCCCCGCGUCAGGCUCUGUGCUGACAUCUCAGAGCCUGGAGCCUGCUUUGGGUUCUGUGUCUCCCUCUCUCUCUCUGUCCUCUCCCCACUCAUACUGUUUCUCAAAAAAGGAAUAAAUGAUAAAC